AACGACGACAUCAGCACCGUGAUUCCUGCAAACAUCAACGAUGGCCAGUCGCGGCCGCUGCUUGCCCCCAUCGCCGACCAUCCCUCCUACGUUGUCCUCGGUGUUGGUUACGCCAACUACACCUGCCUUCCUAACAGCACAUGGCUUGCGAUCGGCGGGCUGCUCGAGCUCUUCGACCUUUCCUGCACCUCUAUCGACCAGCGCGAGUCGUACACGGCGUCUGUGCAGCAGCAGUGGCUCGCCGCGCCAGCGGACUACACCGCGCUGGACCUGAUCGAGGACUCGGAGACGGAGUACAAGCCGUACUCUGUUGGCCAGCACUACUGGGUGCCGGACCCGCUCGACCCGUCGGAUGGCACGUUCAACCCGAAGUGGGACUUUGGCUCGCGGGUGUGGAACGACGCGCUCGAGAAUGCGACGGACCCCGAGACGGCGUACCUGUACGGCUACCGCACCGGCAUCGUCCCUGCGCCGGUCGACCCCGCCGUGAACAUCGAGUGGGUCACGCUCGCGCCGCUCACCCAGAACGGUCAGCCCCUCGGGCUGUUCGCGGACCAGGUCUUCAGGAUCUUCACCAACGGCGGCUCGACGUCUAGUGAUACGUGCGACCCCAACGGUCCCAUGGCCUUGGUCAAGACCACGCUCAACUUCUGGUACUACGGAGGGUACUGGGCUGAUCACACCUCGUAG
This is a messenger RNA of Phanerochaete carnosa HHB-10118-sp, 690 nucleotides long. RefSeq lists its product as uncharacterized. Lineage: Eukaryota; Fungi; Basidiomycota; Agaricomycetes; Polyporales; Phanerochaetaceae. The annotation marks the transcript as partial. The record is from RefSeq and is a predicted model, not a curated record. The transcript is spliced from 4 exons.